GGUCAGAACUCCUCAAGGUAGCGGCCCGUCAAUAUGGCGCCUUUAGAUUUCCGCUGUACUCUUUUUGUACACUUCAUAGUGAUGCUGUGUGGAGGAGUAUAUACAGAUAAUAAGGUGUGUUACGAGUGUUGGCAUAUGUCACAUCCACGUGACUGUAACAUUGUAGUGGAAUGCGGUCCCCAUCAGACAUGCUUCGUCAAUCGGUACGUGACAAGCGACGCCCACGUUUACUAUAACUCGGGCUGCUUAUCAAGCCAGAGUUGUCAUAACCAUCACCAUACUUACUUGAUGGGACGACGGACACCAGAAAAGAUGACGUCAAUCACAGAGAUUGAUGACAAAGACCUCAAGAGAAACAACCCGUCUCAACACCCGGAUUGCUCGUUAUGUUGUCACCAAAGCUUCUGUAAUACAAACUUGUGUGAAACACAUCAAGUUAACUCCACGAGGAAGCGUUGUCUGUCAUGUGACAGUGUGGAACAGCUGAGUGACUGUCACACAGUCCGAGGAUGUGAUGUUGAUGAGAUGUGUUUUUCCUCCUAUUACCUCAACACCUUUGGUGAGAAACGAUAUCGGCUCGGCUGUAUGAGGCAAAAUGUAUGCCAUCAUGGUGGUGACUCGCAUAUUGGAGAAACACAAUAUUGUUCGAAAUGCUGCCAUGGUGAACACUGUAACCGAGACUUGUGUGAACAUGCCCCAUCCACUACCUCAAGCAUUGCUCCUACGUCGCCCACAACGACCACCACGCCCACCACCACAGCGCCCCCUGUGUGUGAAGACGACCCUAACCGUCCUUGCAUUGCCAGUAUCCUGUCCUCCAUUUGUAACGACCAGACGUUCAGCCAGUUUUGUAGGAAGUCGUGCGGACUGUGUGGUUCCCUAACAUCUUUACCCCCGGCUAUCACCAUGGUUACCACGAUCCCUACGUCCACCCCUGUUGUGACGUCAUCUAUAAGUUCAUCUCCUGAUUGCCAGGACAGUAACCACCAGUCGUGUGAUCAUGAGAUACUUCCUAUCGUCUGCUCUGAUGAUGUUUUGAAAUUUUACUGCAUGAAAUCUUGUAACAUAUGCGGGAUGACAGUACCGACCCCUGCUGUAUGCGUUGACACACAUCCAGUUCAGUGUAAUAACCAGACACUUCUGCAAGGCAUUUGCCCGGAUGAAGAAUUAGCAGAACUUUUUUGCCGUAAAAGUUGUGGGAAAUGUCAUGACAGUACUACUGUGUCGACCUGCAGGGACGACGACACCAGUUGCUUCAACAUACAGUUCCUGACCACAGCGUGUUUGGACCCAGCCAAAAGGAAUCUGUGUAAAAAAAGUUGUAAUCUUUGUACAUAAUAAACGUGAUGAAAGCCACAAGAACAACGUGUUAUGGUGGGGUUUAGUGAAAUAAUUUGUGUAUCCACAUUUCCUUAAUAAAAUGUUCUUCAAUUUUCAAA
Messenger RNA from Pecten maximus, 1439 nucleotides. RefSeq lists its product as uncharacterized. The record is from RefSeq and is a predicted model, not a curated record. Bases 34 to 1338 code for a protein of 434 amino acids. Lineage: Eukaryota; Metazoa; Mollusca; Bivalvia; Pectinida; Pectinidae. The transcript has 12 exons.